UUCAUUUACAAAAUAGAUUACCAACUACACUUGUGUUACAACAAAAUCCAUCAGUGAAAUUAUGAUAUUCUCAUAAUGUAAUGUUGUACAGUACAGUAGCCAGACAAACGAAAGACAGUUUAUUGUGCGUCACAUCCGGUGGAAUAUUCUAGCGGAUUCUUCUGUUGGACUUUAAAAGCAGGCGCGCAGAGACGCAGACUGAGAUGCUUUUUUACAGGUGAACCACUGAAACGUUAUUGGGAUGCAACAAACAACCACUUUGUACACAUGAAGAACAUCAUCUUUAGGUCUUUCCAGCUGCUGUGCUGUGGGCAGACUGACGCAGAGAGAAUCAUGAUUCUGCUGACUCCAUCCUCUGGUUUCUUCCAGCGUACCAAUAAGCUAUUUCUAAGCGAGCAGGCCACGGGUGUCCAGCUCAAGGAGUUUGUACGCAAAAAUGCAGCCAAUGCUCUGUCUAUGGCCAACAUGCUCAUGGGCAUGGCCUCUAUUCUCUGCAGCCUGAACGGCCACCAACAUGCAGCCUGCUGGCUGGUCCUGAUUGGCUACCUGCUGGAUUUGGCAGAUGGGGCAGUUGCCAGGCGACUUGAUGCAUGCUCACCACUUGGUGCUAAACUGGAUGAUUUUGCAGAUUUCACAACCUUUGGGAUUGCAACAUCAUUGCUCCUGAGGACACAUGCCUUAAUGGACAACAUCCUGUGCAUGUGCUACGUCCUGUCUGUGUUUGUCCGCCUCUGCUUCUUCUCCAGCGGCAUCCCCUUCAUGUACCGUGGCCUGCCAUGUAUCUACUCUUCCGCCAUCCUGGCCUGUCUCUCCCUGCUGACCGGAGGUAACAUGGUGAUCCUGCGGGUCACUGCUGUGGCCAUGAUCCUCUUCAUGGUCAACCAGGGCUUCUACCCUCACGACAGGGUCCUGGAGUCACAGGCCUGGAAGAAGGUGGUCUACGCUGGAGGAGUUGUCAUGGUGUUCUGUUCCUCUUUCUCUCCGGCAUGUGUGUACUACCUGUUGUGGUCUGUCUCCUACAUUUUGUUCCCAACAUCUCUUUGGAGUUGCAAAGUGUAGUAGGAGUUAAAGGCCUUGCUCCAAACUCACACAUGGCUUGUCAACAGGCCGUCCGCCGGGGUUAACUAAAGCUCCCAGACUGCUGCUGCUAGCUAUCCACAGCGGAUCGAAAAAGGACGUAAGAGGACGUUUUAAUGUUUUUGUAAGAUUUAACUGCCUUUUUCAUCAUGACCACUUGAUGGAUAAUGUAAUGUACCUUAGCCAUUUUGUUUUUGAUUAAUACAGUGUUUGAAUGUCUAGUUAUGUUUUUACAAUACAAUGGCAGAAUUGUACUGUACUGUCUUGUGUGUACUGUGUGCAUAAUUGUGCUUGAGAUUACUCCAACUAUUAUGAAGUAUUUUCAGUAAUUAAUAGUCAUUUGAGACUAACUGUAAACAUGGUAGAUUCAAACUUAUUGCAUGCUCCCAAUUUGUAAUACAUAUUUAAUUCAAAAUAUUUUAUUUUCAUCAUAUUGCAGAUACAAAAGAAGUCCAUUGUAUAAUUAAGCAAUAAGGCCAGAGGAGGUGUGGUAUAUGGCCAAUAUACCAUUGCUAAGAUCUGUUCUUAAGCACGAUGCAACACAGAGUGCCUGGAUACAGCCAUUAGCCAUGGUAUAUUGGCCAUAUACCACAAACCCGCAAGGUGCCUUAUUGCUAUUAUAAACUGGUUACCAAUGUAAUUAGAAGAGUAAAAAGUAAUUUUGUCAUACCCAUGGAAUAGUUAAGUGAUAAUGUCCGAGAAGCCGGUGUUUGGAGGAUAUAUUGGCACGGGCGUUAGGCCCGAGACAAAGUCGUGGGGCCGGCAAACCAUGCCAAUUUAUCCUCCAAACACCAGCUUCUUGGGCAUUAUCACUUGUAUACAACGGGUUACCAACAUAUUCAAAUAAUGAUUUACAGAUUUUCAUAAAUUAUAUUUUGGUGACUUUAUUCAUUCCAUUUACCCCUUCCACGAGAUAUAUAGUCCUGACACAAAUCUAGGGUUGCUACCCAGGCCGGCUGGUCAUUCGUUCUUUUUAUUUUACCUUUAUUUAACUAGGCAAGUCAGUUAAGAACAAAUUCUUAUUUUAAAUGACGGCCUAGGAACAGUGGGUUAACUGCCUGUUCAGGGGCAGAACGACUGUUCAGGGGGUUUGAACUUGCAGCCUUCCGGUUACUAGUCCAACGCUCUAACCACUAGGCUACGCUGCCGCCCCAAGUAAGGGUUCUAUCGGUUAGGUUGCCAGAGACGCGACCCAGUCGUUUGUUCUAAAUGUUCCAUUGCCAUACUGGCUGGCAACGUUCUAAUCCCUUGCUUGCUAGCCAACUACAGCUAAUUUACAGUGCAGACAGAAUAACAACAAGUAGCUUCAUUUUCAUUUGUUUUAAGGUGUUUUUUAGUAACAUUUAAUUUCACCUGGCAUAGAAAAUUCAGAUGAGCUAGCCAACACCACAGCUAACACAAUCACUUCAAACUCGAGCUGGAAAGACUGCAAACUAGCUGCACUUUGUUUCGUUUGACCAGUUUUCUAUUGAUAUUUCUUCAUAUAUCCAUAAAAAUGAUGCGGAUUCAUUUUGACUGGCUGAGAAAAGCUGACUGCCGGUCUCAUCCCGACACCUUUAUUACUAUGGGACAGCUGGAGAUCGAAUUUGAAUAUUGAAACAAUGUUGCAAAUUUCGGAGACAGACAAGCAAGGUUUAUACAAAUCUCCGCUGUUGAACUAAAUGUUAGUCUAAAAGAAAUGUGAGAUAAUGUCUAGAUGCUUUUUGUAGAGGAGAUCAAGUUUAACUUCCCUGCCUGGUCUGAUGAGACAGUGGAUUGCGCAGUCAGAUGGAACAGCAGUGGUGGAAAAAGUACCCAAAUUUCAUACUUGAGUAAAAGUAAAGAUACCUUUUUUUUAAUAGAAAAUUAUUUGUGUUUAAGCCCAGGCUUUGUUGCAGCCGGCCGCGACAGGGAGGUCCGUGGGGCGACGCACAAUUGGCCCUGCGUCCGGGCUCGGGAGGGUUUGGCCGGUAGGGAUAUCCUUGUCUCAUCGCGCACUAGCGACUCCUGUGGCGGGCCGGGCGCAGUGCAUGCUGACCAGGUCGCUAGGUGUACGGUGUUUCCUCCGACACAUUGGUGUGGCUGGCUUCCGGGUUGAAUGCGCGCUGUGUUAAGAAGCAGUGUGGCUUGGUUGGGUUGUGUUUCGGAGGACGCAUGGCUCUCGACCUUCAUCUCUCCCGAGCCCGUACGGGAGUUGUAGCGAUGAGACAAGAUAGUAGCUACUAACAAUUGAAUACCAUGAAAUUGGGGAGAAAAAGGGGAUAAAAAAAGUAUUUGUUUAAAUAUACUUGAAUAUCUAAAGUAUAAAUCAUAUCAAAUUGCUCAUGCAGUUAUUUUAAUUUUACGGAUAGCCAGGGGCACACUAACACUCAGACAUAAUUUACAAACGAAGCAUAUGUGUUUAGUGUGUCUGCCAGAUCAGAGGCAGUAGGGAUGUCCUCUUGAUAAGUGUGUCAAUUUGACCAUUUUCCAGUCCUGCUAAGCAUUCAAAAUAUAAUUAGUACUUUUGAGUGUCAGGGAAAUGUACUUUUCAUUCCAUACAUUAUUUUAUUUAGAAAUGCAGUAAAGUAAAAGUUGUCCAAUAUCAAUAGUAAAGUACAGAUGCCCCCAAAAAACAACUUAAGUACUUAACACCACUGGAAUAGAGUAAAUAGGCAUUUUAACAUCAGAUUUAACAGGUGGUAACUUGUGGAAUAGACACAGGCUGGAAUGCGGUUUUAACCAAUCAGCGUCCAGGAUUAGACCCACCUGUUGUAUAAGGUCUGAUAUACCAUGGCUUUCAGCAUUUAGGGCUCAAACCACCCGGUUUGUUUUUUAAAUGAUGGUCGACAGACUUUGGUUCGUAUCUUCUGUUCUACUUAACUCUACCACAGUGAUUGUACAUAAUACAUUGUGUGCAUAUGGGAUUGUUAAAUAUUUUUUUAUUUUAACUUCAAAAACCACAUUUGUUUUUGAGCAUCAAACUGCAUUCUUUAAUCCUAAAUUUGUCCAUUUUUUUUGUCCUACUAUUGCGACGAGAGAUUAGUUUCAUUUCAUUGGAGGCAAAAUGUAUUAGUGCUUACGUUCCCACCAGAUAUUUGAAUCACUAGAAUUUACAGUGCUAUUUUAAAAAGAUGUCACGGGCUAGCUAUGGUGAAUACAAUAUUGAGCAUCCAUGUAAGAUAACUGGUUCUCGUGUUUAACUCAAAACACAGGAGCAGAAUUUUAUUCUUAGUAAGGGUUUGACAUCUUUCAAUUUGAUUUACACGAAUGGUUAGGUUUUUGUCUCCUGUGAACGUAGCUUUUAAUUUGGUAUUUGUGCACCUCUGCUUCUGUUUUAGGAGGCUUUGCACUUUCAGUAGUACCAAAAAAAUUGCUUUUUACCCAAGGUAUAUUGAAUGUAUUUUUUUUAAUUUUUUUUUCAUAACACUAGUGCCGGCCCGAACUGUGCUGGCUUGGAUAAUUUCCUUUCCUGCUGUCCUUUCCAGCACUGUUCCAGUAAUUAUGGUUUAUGUGUAACUAGUCCUGCUCAUCUUGGCUUGGUUCGGCUCCGCUCAGUAGUGUGAAAAUAUCUAGAUAUUCCUGUUCUUGAUCCAGUCGGUCGGGCAAGGACUUAUUCCAUUUCCGCAUGACUGGGUGUGUUAUGAAAAUGGCGGUUUGUGCCUCGCUUUAGGAUUUUAGAUGUGUGUGUGAGUGAUGGAGACAAUGUGACGAGUUUGUUUUGAAACAUCUUGAGACUGACAACAGCAACUCUACAGUACACCUAUAAAUGUCACCUCCGUGGUCCAAACUGCUGGUUUGUUAACAUCAUGGUCAAUGGCAAGCAAUUUUAUGAACAAAAUCAACAGCGUAGAGGGAGUGAAGUACACUUAAAGGCCAAUUUUGCGUAGCAUGAUCAGUGACUUCAAGACUUCAACUGUAUGACCACAAUACAUGCCUCAUUACUACAGUUCAAUGCACAAGAGUGAUACUCACCCAAUUAUAAACCAGUAAUCGUCUUAUGAAGAUCUGUAUUUUUUAUUCUGUACCUUUUGACAAUAAAAAGUGGUGAUUUAUAAUGA
This is a messenger RNA of Oncorhynchus masou masou (cherry salmon), 5096 nucleotides long. Its product is annotated as transmembrane protein 269-like. The coding region runs from base 268 to 1059 and encodes 263 amino acids. The record is from RefSeq and is a predicted model, not a curated record. NCBI's taxonomy places the organism in Eukaryota, Metazoa, Chordata, Actinopteri, Salmoniformes, Salmonidae. The transcript has 8 exons. Gene Ontology annotation, biological process: phospholipid biosynthetic process. Gene Ontology annotation, cellular component: membrane. Gene Ontology annotation, molecular function: phosphotransferase activity, for other substituted phosphate groups.